AUACCGACUCUCCCCUUCCCCUUUCUCUUCUUUCCUUUCUCUUCAACACCAACACGCUUCACGACUUCAACAACAACUUUCCUCACCACACAACCACCACCAACCAACUUACUAACCAACUUUAGCAGUCAUGACUGGACGCGGCAAGGGAGGAAAGGGUCUCGGAAAGGGAGGAGCCAAGCGUCAUCGCAAGAUUCUCCGUGACAACAUUCAGGGUAUCACCAAGCCCGCCAUCCGCCGUCUCGCCCGUCGUGGUGGUGUCAAGCGUAUCUCUGCUAUGAUCUACGAGGAGACCCGUGGUGUCCUCAAGACCUUCCUCGAGGGUGUCAUCCGCGACGCCGUCACCUACACCGAGCACGCCAAGCGCAAGACGGUCACCUCGCUCGACGUCGUCUACGCUCUCAAGCGCCAGGGACGCACCCUGUACGGUUUCGGUGGUUAAAUCUGUCGUCUGUUCGAGGGCUGUUUUUUUUACCAGAUCUUGGGAGAGCCGCAUCUGUUUUUUUUCCUGACGAUUUUCGCUUUUGGAGGGAAUUGGUCCGCGCUUGAGAUUUUGUAGAAAACCACUCCAAAGAAGAAGGGAAUUGUGGGGAUGAUGGUUGUCUGAUUGUCUGUGUGUGUUCUCUUGUUUACGGUGUUUGCGUUGGUUUUGUUUGUGAUGAUGGUGAUGGUGAAUGGCGAUCAACUGUGUUCUGUCGGCGUGUGUACUAUACUCUAUGUGCUACUCAUAACAACGGGCAUGAGUUGACUUACUGAUGUGA
Messenger RNA from Tricharina praecox, 761 nucleotides. Its product is annotated as histone-fold-containing protein. NCBI's taxonomy places the organism in Eukaryota, Fungi, Ascomycota, Pezizomycetes, Pezizales, Pyronemataceae. Gene Ontology annotation, biological process: nucleosome assembly. Gene Ontology annotation, molecular function: structural constituent of chromatin; protein heterodimerization activity; DNA binding. Bases 131 to 442 code for a protein of 103 amino acids. Gene Ontology annotation, cellular component: nucleosome. The record is from RefSeq and is a predicted model, not a curated record. The transcript is spliced from 3 exons.